Setaria italica (foxtail millet) is the source of this 2602-nucleotide messenger RNA. RefSeq names its product probable beta-D-xylosidase 7. The record is from RefSeq and is a predicted model, not a curated record. Gene Ontology annotation, biological process: xylan catabolic process; arabinan catabolic process. Gene Ontology annotation, molecular function: alpha-L-arabinofuranosidase activity; xylan 1,4-beta-xylosidase activity. Gene Ontology annotation, cellular component: plant-type cell wall. The transcript has 3 exons. The coding region runs from base 87 to 2441 and encodes 784 amino acids. Lineage: Eukaryota; Viridiplantae; Streptophyta; Magnoliopsida; Poales; Poaceae.
CCGUCGCCACCCCUAAGCCUCUAACUCCUCUCUCCCUCGUCUCGGAUGGAUCGCGCCUCCUCCUGACUGCUUCUCCACCCCCCGCCAUGGCCGCCUCCUCCUCCUCCAUCCACAACAGAAACCCCGGCAUGGCGACGCUACUAGCUGCGCUCGGCCACCUGGUCUUCGUCCCGGCGCUUGCGGCGGCCGGGGCGCCGCCAUUCUCGUGCGGCCCGUCGUCGCCGUCCAAGGGGCUCCCGUUCUGCAACACGAAGCUCCCGGCGGCGCAGCGGGCGGCGGACCUGGUGUCGCGGAUGACGCCCGCGGAGAAGGCGUCGCAGCUCGGCGACAUCGCGCCGGGGGUGCCGAGGCUGGGCGUUCCGGGGUACAAGUGGUGGAACGAGGCGCUGCACGGGGUGGCCAUCUCCGGCAAGGGGAUCCACCUCGACCAGGGCGCCGUCCGCGCCGCCACCAGCUUCCCGCAGGUCCUGCUCACCGCCGCAGCCUUCAACGACAACCUCUGGUUCCGCAUCGGCCAGGCCACUGGCAAGGAGGCUCGGGCACUGUACAACAUCGGCCAGGCGGAGGGCCUGACCAUGUGGUCCCCGAACGUGAACAUCUUCCGGGACCCGCGGUGGGGCCGCGGCCAGGAGACCCCCGGCGAGGACCCCGCCGUGGCGAGCCGUUACGCCGCCGCCUUCGUCCGGGGCCUGCAGGGGAGCGCCAGCAACACGCGGGCGGCGCCGCCGGCCGUGCUGCAGACCUCGGCGUGCUGCAAGCACGCCACGGCGUACGACCUCGAGGACUGGAAGGGCGUGUCCCGCUACAGCUUCAAGGCGACGGUGACGGCGCAGGACCUUGCCGACACCUUCAACCCGCCGUUCCAGAGCUGCGUCGUCGACGGCAAGGCCAGCUGCGUCAUGUGCGCCUACACCUCCGUCAACGGCGUGCCGUCCUGCGCCAACGCCGACCUGCUCACCAAGACCUUCAGGUCCAGCUGGGGCCUCAACGGCUACGUCGCCGCCGACUGCGACGCCGUGGCCAUCAUGAAAGCCUCGCAGUUCUACCGCCCCACGGCCGAGGACACUGUCGCCGCCACGCUCAAGGCCGGAUUGGACAUCGACUGCGGCCCCUACAUCCAGCAGUACGUCACGUCGGCGAUCCAGAAGGGAAAGCUGACGCAGCAGGACGUGGACAAGGCCGUGAAGAACCUCUUCACCACCCGCAUGCGUCUGGGCCACUUCGACGGCGACCCCAAGGCCGGCGUGUACGGCAGCCUCGGCGCCGCCCACAUCUGCACGGCGGAGCACAAGAACCUCGCGCUCGAGGCGGCGCUCGACGGCAUCGUCCUGCUCAAGAACGGCGCCGGCGUGCUCCCGCUCAAGCGUGGCGCGGUGGCCUCCGCCGCUGUCAUCGGCCACAACGCCAACGACGUGCUGGCGCUCCUCGGUAACUACUGGGGCCCACCGUGCGCGCCCACGACGCCGCUCCAGGGGAUCCAGGGCUACGUCAAGAACGUCAAGUUCCUCGCCGGCUGCAACUCGGCGGCCUGCAACGCCGCCGCCACGCAGCAGGCGGCGGCGCUGGCGAGCUCGUCGGACGCCGUCAUCCUCUUCAUGGGGCUGAGCCAGACGCAGGAGAGCGAAGGGAAGGACAGGACGAGCCUUCUCCUCCCCGGGAACCAGCAGAGCCUUAUCACCGCCGUCGCCAACGCGGCGAAGCGGCCGGUGAUCCUCGUGCUCCUCUCCGGCGGCCCCGUGGACAUCACGUUCGCUCAGUCCAACCCCAAGAUCGGCGCCAUCCUCUGGGCCGGGUACCCCGGCCAGGCUGGCGGCCUCGCCAUCGCCAAGGUCCUCUUCGGCGAGAAGAACCCCAGCGGGAAACUGCCGGUGACUUGGUACCCUGAGGAAUUCACCAAGAUCCCCAUGACGGACAUGCGGAUGCGCGCCGCCGGCGGCUAUCCCGGCCGGAGCUACCGGUUCUACAACGGCAAAACGGUGUACAAGUUCGGCUACGGCCUCAGCUACUCCAUGUUCUCCCAGCGGCCAGUCACCGGCCGCAAGAACCCGGCCUACAACACCAGCCUAGUCGCCGCCGCUGGCCUGACGGCGACGACCGAGGAUAGGGCGAGCUACUACGUCGAUGCCAUCGGUGACGAGGUCUGCGAGCAGCUCAAGUUCCCGGCCGUGGUCAAGGUGAGGAACCAAGGGCCCAUGGACGGGAAGCACACGGUGCUCGUGUUCCUCCGGUGGCCGAACGCAACCGACGGUCGACCGGCGAGGCAGCUGGUCGGGUUCCAGGGCCAGCACCUCAAGGUAGGGGAGAAGGCGAACCUGAGGUUUGAGUUGAGCCCGUGCGAGCAUUUCAGCAGGGUGAGGAGGGACGGGAGGAAGGUGAUCGACAAAGGGUCGCAUUUCCUCAAGGUUGGCAGGCAUGAGGUGGAGAUUAGUUUCGGGGCAUGAAUAUUUGAAUUAUUUUAUUUAUGGCGGGAAAUAAGGAUAGGUCGAUACGGUGUAAUUCUUUUCUAGUGUGAUUUUCCACUUCAUUUUAUUAUUAUUAAAGCCACAGAAAAUAUUGUAGUACAAAGUUCCAAGAAAAAUUAUGUGUUUUCAAGUGCAGCCCA